Molecule: messenger RNA, 1431 nt
Organism: Sus scrofa (pig)
Lineage: Eukaryota; Metazoa; Chordata; Mammalia; Artiodactyla; Suidae
Gene: SSUH2
Product: ssu-2 homolog
Molecular function (GO): heat shock protein binding
Source: RefSeq, a predicted model, not a curated record
CAGACAUUUCCUUGGCUGCACGUCUGGACCAUGGACAGGGAUCUGAGUGACGAGGACAGUGUGGUGGACCUCAGCUUUGAGGCUGAGAGUCCUCUGGCACCCCCGGCUGAACUCCUGGAGAGGCUGCCCAGCUGUGACUGGUUUCUUCAAGGGGACAGACACCAGAUAUUCUUCCCCCCUUUGGAGGCUCCGGGGAGACCUCAGGAUCAACGGUGCUGGUCCUGGUUCCUGGAACACAGAGUCCCUGUGGUGACAGAGGAGGUGGCCCGGGAAGCCCUCCUCAGCUUCGUGAACUCCAAGUGCUGCUAUGGCAGUGCGGCCGCUGGCGACCUUGUCAUCAGGGAGCUGAAGCAGCAGGCCCUCUGCAGGUAUCGACUAGAGACCUUCAGCGAAUCCAGGAUAAGUGAGUGGACGUUUCAGCCCUUUACUAACCACUCUGUGGAUGGGCCACAAAGAGGGACUUCCCCCAGGCUUUGGGACAUCAAGGUCCAGGUCCCCCCAAUGUUUCAGGAAGAUACCAGGAAGUUCCAAGUUCCUCACUCAUCACUGGUCAAGGAAUGCCACAAAUGCCACGGGCGAGGACGCUACAAGUGCAGCGGCUGCCAUGGGGCUGGCACGGUGCGGUGCCCAUCCUGUAGCGGGGCCAAGCGCAAAGCCAAGCCUGCCCGGCGUUGUCAGAUGUGCUCAGGGUCCGGCCGGCGGAGAUGCAGCACAUGCUCGGGGAGGGGCAACAAGACCUGUGCCACCUGCAAGGGGGAGAAGAAGCUGCUGCACUUCAUCCAGCUGGUCAUCGCGUGGAAGAACAACCUUUUUGAGUUUGUAUCUGAGCACCAGCUGGACUGCCCUGGGGAGCUGCUUGCUAAAGCCAGAGGAGAGAUCCUUUUUAAGGAUGAAAACACCAUGGUGUACCCCAUUGUGGACUUCCCCCUGAGGGACAUCUCUCUGGCCUCUCAGCGGGGCAUCGCCGAGCACAGCGCUGCAUUGGCCUCCCGAGCCCGCGUCCUGCAGCAGCGCCAGACCAUUGAGCUGGUCCCUCUCACGGAAGUUCGUUAUUGGUACCAAGGAAAGACUUAUGUCUACUACAUCUACGGCACUGACCACAGAGUGUACGUGGUGGAUUACCCCGAGAAGUACUGCUGCGGCUGCACCAUACUCUGACAUCGCACAGCUGCCCCCAGCGUCUGCCACUCACAUUUGCCAUCGAGGAUUGCGGAGGUUUCUGCAUUGACUCACUGUUGACUGCUCUGGACAAUUACAUGCAAACCCCAGUGUGUCCUUCCAGAAAAUUCAACUCCUCUGUCAAAUGACUAGUCUUUCUGGAGCCCCUCUGCUGGAAUCUGUCAUGUGUUUAACCUACGAGAAUUCAUACUACACACAGUCCUUUAGGAACCGUCCCUUAAAGGGUGGGGGCUUUGCCUCUGGCCUCUGAGC